GUAUUUCAGUGGAACUGCUGAUAGCAGUAUGUCUUCAGGAAAUGCCAAAAUUGGGCACCGUGCCCCCCAGUUCAAAGCAACAGCUGUUAUGCCAGAUGGUCAGUUCAAGGAUAUAAGCCUAGCUGACUACAAAGGAAAAUAUGUUGUGUUCUUCUUUUACCCUCUUGACUUCACCUUUGUGUGCCCCACGGAGAUCAUUGCUUUCAGCGAUAGGGCAGAAGAAUUUAAGAAACUCAACUGCCAAGUAAUUGGUGCUUCUGUGGAUUCUCAUUUCUGUCACCUGGCAUGGAUCAACACACCCAAGAAACAAGGAGGACUGGGACCCAUGAACAUUCCCUUGAUAUCAGACCCCAAGCGCACCAUUGCUCAGGACUAUGGGGUUUUAAAGGCUGAUGAAGGCAUCUCAUUCAGGGGCCUUUUUAUUAUUGAUGAUAAAGGUAUCCUUCGACAGAUCACCAUAAACGACCUUCCUGUUGGCCGCUCUGUGGAUGAGACGCUGAGACUAGUUCAGGCCUUCCAGUUUACUGACAAACAUGGGGAAGUGUGCCCAGCUGGCUGGAAGCCUGGCAGUGAUACCAUCAAGCCUGAUGUCCAGAAGAGCAAAGAAUAUUUCUCUAAGCAGAAGUGAGCGCUCGGCCAUUUUAGGGCCAGGCUGCAGUAGGCGGCCUUGAAAACAAAACCUGUUUU
Messenger RNA from Bubalus bubalis (water buffalo), 687 nucleotides. It is a transcript of the gene PRDX1, whose product is annotated as peroxiredoxin 1. The record is from RefSeq and is marked provisional. Gene Ontology annotation, biological process: cellular response to stress; removal of superoxide radicals; leukocyte activation. Lineage: Eukaryota; Metazoa; Chordata; Mammalia; Artiodactyla; Bovidae. Gene Ontology annotation, molecular function: thioredoxin peroxidase activity. Gene Ontology annotation, cellular component: cytosol.